AUGUCUGCUCCGUAUUGGGGCGCGCUGCCUCAGCCAAAAGGCGUCCGCAGCCGGCGAGUUUCAGCAGAUUACACAAAUGAAUUCGCGCAAAGUGAUCAGAGGGGCUCAUUGGACGUCGAGCGGACGCGCAAAGCCAAUCGCGCCUCCGUCCACACAACUUACACCGAGGCUCCCACCGACACGACAUUCAGUCCCAACUCGCCGACAUCAGCAGCUGACUAUCAAGGCCUGGCCCCCAGACCAGCCUCAUAUCGUGGGUUCCCUCAAGAGCAAGCAUUUGAAAGAUAUGACAGGCAAGAUCGACGAUCAAACCGAAUCCCCGACGAGUUCGAAAGCAUGUCCCCAGCUCCGCCAUCUGUCACAGAUACCAUAGUUCGCGGCCCGCCAACAAACUACCGCGACCCUUACGCAGAUGAUUCAUACAACUACUCCUCCCAGUCGACAUCUACACAGCCUGCGCGUCAACCUGCAGCCCAGCCUGAAAACAUGAGCUACGGCGGACGUGCCGCACCCCCACGAGGUAGUCAAUGUGGUGCACCGCAACCUUUUGUCGAUGGUGGGCUCGCUCGAACAGAUAGCAUUGCAUCCGCCCAACUUCAGCGAACCCCAACCAUUGGGCAGAAUGAGCGGCGGAAAAAGUUGGCAGACAACCGAUCACCCCUCCAGAGGCUUGAGCUGACGCUCGACAGCAUGACCAAGGAGGAAAAGAGAGCGCGAGUCGAAGCAGCAGAACAGCGGGCCAGAGCGAGGGCUGCCAAGAGAGCUGCCGCCGAAGCUGCUGACAACCAAUCUCCGCUUUCAACUCCCACCCAACGACAAAACCACCGCCCUACGGCAGUCGAGUCGCCCACUGCCGCAACAUUAUCAAGAUCAGCCACAACGCGAGACGUCACCUCAACCAAAGCCACAUCUACGCAAUCGGUGCAACCCGGACAACGACCAAGGCAGCUUCCUCAACCUCCCGUCCGCGAAGACCAGCGGCCGAGGCAGCUACCUCAACCACCUGUGCGUGAAGACCAGCAACCUAGGCAGUUGCCUCAACCGCCCAUACGUGAUGAGCAACGCAGAUUCCAUCCUCAGGAAGCCUCUCGCCCUGAUGAUCAGCGCCGGCAUUCUAGCCAAGCUGCUCUUCAGUAUUCUCAGGGUGGCCCUGAUCAGUCGUCGCCUGCCACAGGAGGAGAUAUACCCAAGCGCAAUCUCAGCUUCCGCGAGCGCGAUGCCUGGCGUGAGACGAAACCGCUCGACGCAGAUAGGAACCAGCCUCCGAAAGGAUCCAGCGGCUUUUCGCUCACACGCAGUGGAAGCAACAAGUUGAAAAAGGAGCCCCCUGCAGACGUCUGGCGUCGCAUACGCGUCGAAGCAGAACGUCGGUUGCCGCCGGACUCACAGCCUGCCCAGGCUCAGUUUGAUGAUCCGGGGUCUCCGCAAGGAUCCCCGCAAGGAUACCCAGUAGGAGCACAGCAACAGGCACACGAUAAGGAGCUGCCUCCGUUGCCCCUGGCUGUGAAUGAUCAGACCAAUGUCCGGCCAGAUGCAAAAAAGACCUCUACAUCUGCUGACGAUGCUGAAAUCCAGGCUAUGCAGCGGCGAGCCACUGAACCCGUCUAUGCCCGAGAGGAGCGAGGGCUGAAUGCUGAAUAUGCCCCCGCGGCUGCCAUUGGCAGGAUCAUUUACGAGGCGAAUCAGACGAACCAUGGUCUAAUACCGGAGACACAGGAACCACAACAGCCACAACAGCCACGUCAAUCAUUUGAGCCGCCGGAGCUGCAGCCAUCACAAGAGCGCCUCGAACCACGAUUUGUACCCCAGAACCCGGAGGGACCACGUUCUGGCGAUGGUUUGAAUAACCCGCCCCAGUGGCUAAAUGAAUGGAGAAAGGGUACCGUCGGCACCUUAUCUGGGACCCUUCUUGACCUUGUUGGUAACCAGCCUGCUGGAUCGACGGAGAAGAACAACGCUCGCCUGGACCGGGAGCAGGGAGGCCAUCAUCGGAGAAUUAGCAGCAUGAAUUCAAGGCCACGUAAAGCCGAAGCAUUUGAUGGAGAGUACGAUGAUACCAGCGUGCCCACUCGAUUCAAACCCCCGUUGUACUUGAAAUGCGGCCCGCUUCUGAGAUACUGUGGUCUGCGUCACGAACAAGCCCCAGCUAGGCCUCGAGGGCCAGCGGCUGUGCAAGAUCGUGAAAUUUGGAGAGGAAGCGUCAUGAUUGUCACCAGCGAUGCUGAAUCAUCCUAUGACAUUGCGCCGACGCUUCGACUAUUCGUGCAGGAUAUCGAGCUGUUGCCUCCGCCUCCCCACCAGGUGAACGGUGAGCUUUCUCCCGAAUAUGUGGACCCAAUCGCCGGACAUCCCAAGCUGGGCCGCAGUGGCGAGACCCUGUAUGUUCGACCCGUGGACCAUCUCGAAGAAGGUAGAGAUCUAUCGCACGAUGAGUCUGAAGAAGGCCUGUUUGAAAAAACAAGAAGCCCACCAGACGAACCACUGGCGCAGGGACUCCAAGACUAUCCGGGAUCGUUUGCUAGUCGGCGAGCGCGAGCAAGCAUUGAUGGGGAGAAGAUGCAAAAGUACAAGGAAGUAAGAGGCUUCCGUCUUCAUGCUGAACAAGGAUGCACGUUUUGGCGUUUCAACAUCGAGGUUGAGCUUCGCGAGCAGCAACAACGGAUCGCAUAUCGCAUUAACCGUGGUCCAGCUAUGGCUUUCUGGGUUCCCGGGCGUGGACAAGCGAUGAACAUGAUGUUCUACUCGUGCAAUGGUUUCAGUAUCAGCGUCAAUCCUAAUGAGAUGAGCGGUCCUGAUCCCAUGUGGCGCGACGUGCUGAACUCGCACCAGACACAGCCAUUCCAUGCCAUGAUUGGCGGCGGUGAUCAGAUUUACAACGACUGUGUGGCCUACGAUAGCCCACUUUUUGACCAAUGGCUUCAGAUCACUGUCCCUGAAAAGAAGCUCAACGCUCCUUUUACAUAUGAGUUGCAGACUGAAUUAGAGCACUUUUACCUGGAACGAUACUGCUCCUGGUUCUCGCAGGGCUUGUUCGGGCUGGCCACUUCACAAAUUCCCAUGGUCAAUAUGUACGAUGAUCAUGAUGUUUUCGAUGGAUAUGGCUCUUACUCUCAUCAUGAUAUGAGCUCACCAGUCUUUUCAGGCUUGGGGUGGGUGGCCUUUAAAUACUACAUGCUCUUCCAGCAUCAAAGUAUUGUGACCGAAACGGAGAAUUCUGAGCCAAGCUGGAUCUUGGGGGAGUCGCCGGGUCCAUACAUCCAAGAAGUCAGCCGUAGUCUCUACAUGUCUAUGGGUGGGAAAGUCGCUCUGCUCGCUGUGGAUACUCGCACAGAGAGAACUGAAGACGUCGUGUUGAGCGAGAAGACGUGGGACAAGAUUACAAGCAGGAUGUAUGCCGAGAUCAGGAAGGGACAGGUAGAGCAUCUGCUCGUCCUUGUUGGAGUUCCAAUUGCCUAUCCCCGUCUUGUGUGGCUGGAAAACAUCUUGACCUCAAAACUGAUGAGCCCAGUCAAAGCAAUCGGCAAAACAGGCGUGUUCGGCAAAACGUUGAACAAUAUCAAUGACAAUUAUGAGAUUUUGGAUGAUCUCAACGAUCAUUGGACCGCCAAGAACCACAAACGGGAGCGCACCGUCAUAAUUGAAGAUUUGCAAGACUUGGCUAUCGACCGGUCUGUGCGAAUCACAAUCUUGAGCGGCGACGUCCACCUCGGCGCCGUUGGCCAGUUCUAUUCCAACCCCAAGCUCGGCUUGGCCAAACACAACGAUCCCAGGUACAUGCCAAACAUUAUAUCUUCCGGCAUUGUCAAUCGCCCACCUGCAGACAUCGUCGCGGAUCUGCUCAAUAAGCGCAACAAGGUCCACCACUUUGACAAGCAGACAGACGAAGCCAUGAUCCCCAUCUUCCAGAAUGGCGUUGAUGGCAAGCCCAGGAACAACAAUAACCUCCUUCCUCAUCGCAACUGGUGCUCUAUUCGCUUGUGGACACCGGGUAGCACGCCACCUCCAUCGCCUCCCAUGUCCGACCGCGGACGGAGUCGAAGCCCAGGAGGCGGGAGUUUGCUUCGCAGGCUUUCGUCUAGACGGCGUAGGUCUACCUCGCAGCAGCCUUUUGAUGUCUCACGUGAAUCCGUGAGAGGUCCUCGGCCCCCAAUUUCAGGAGGGGGCAAUCUUUUCAAGAACUUUGGCCGGCGGAACUCGGUCGACCAGCAACGCCCUGUAGGAGGGGGAGUAACCCGAACAAUGUCCCUUGGACGCGGAGAGUCGGCACAACAGAGCACUGAUGCGGCGUACUACGGACAGCAGCACGGUAGCCAGAGCCGAUUCGAUGAAGCCAACAUGAGUGGCCAAUGGAGCGGCGAGUUUGACGGCGGAUACGCAGAUCACCGGGCUCAGGGGCAGCCUCGUCCCUCAGGUCUCCGUGGCGGCGGUGGCAGCGAUUAUGAUGAGUUCUCAGCUGGCGACGAGGCUUACUUUACAUCACAAGCGCCUCAACGGGCGCAGACUGUAAAUUAUCAUGCCGGCGGCCCCUCUGGCCACGAAGUCGAAGACCCAGCAGCAGUCCGGCCAUUCCACCGAACACCUACGGGACUAUCACCCAAAGACAUGAAGCAGACCGACAGGCUCGAAGUGAAUCUAGAAGGAGCAUUAGACAUUGCUUUGAACAUGGAAGUAAACUGCAAGGACCCUACCGGCAUUACAGUGCCGUAUCGAAUCUUGGUCCCCAAGUUAUUCUACGAAUACUCAUCCAAAGACGAUCUGUUCCAGACCGCAGAACCAACGGGGAUCAAAAAGUUCCUCAGCUUUAGGAAGAAGCCCAAGGGCCCCGCUGCAGAGCAAGAGCUGGAGCCAGAACCGACUGAUGAGAUGGGGUAUGACGACGAAGUUGACGAC
Trichoderma atroviride IMI 206040 is the source of this 4890-nucleotide messenger RNA. Lineage: Eukaryota; Fungi; Ascomycota; Sordariomycetes; Hypocreales; Hypocreaceae. The record is from RefSeq and is a predicted model, not a curated record.